AAAAACUAGCACCUCCCUCACGAAAAACUACACACAGCUCUAAUGCUAGUCUUUUUUUUGAACAGAACGGCAUUCCUGUGGCAUUGGUUUACAUUCGAGUCCGUAAAUGCUGAAUGGAUCCAGCAUUGGGGUGUUUUGCAAGGCUUCCGAAACGCGCUCAUCAACGCAUUUCCGAUGACAGACAUCAACGGGUUCAAGUUCGACUUUAUCUUUAACCUGCAGCAUACUAUGUUAAGACAAGGACUGAGACGGAUUCUUUGUCUUACACUACUUUCUUACUUAUUUCUUGUCUUGCCUAUGUGUGAGUGUGUCGUCGGUUUUGAUGUUAUGAUGCUUGAAAUUUUCGACAUACUGCUCUUUCAGAUACUACAGCGGGAGCGGAUACAUCCACUCGACCUGGUUACUGUUUUGUACAUCAUCAUCAAUCAUGAGAGGAUCAUCGUCAUCAUCUCUUCUAAUUUCUAUCGCAGCAAUCUUACUUACUGAGCUGCAUGUACUUGCGGUUCACGCGCACGGUUUUGACAUCCUGCGGGAGGGAAAAACACGAGCUGAGCGCAAACGCAAAGCAGAUGACGAAAAAGAGAAGAAGGAACGACGAAAAGCGAACUACGUCUCUGACUCCCUCACCUUCCACCAGAAGGGCAAUAUUUCUUUUAAGGCUCGGUAGGUUCUUAAGCAAUCUGGUGCAGUCAAGGAUGUGUUGUAGUGAGGUUGUUGUGAGGAACGCAUAAUUCACCUCUAACCAUACAUCAACCAAAGCGGAAAAGGAAAAGUAGACCUCCAGGAACGAUCAAGGGAGAAAGUAUCAAGUCUUGGAACUGUUGUAGUACCGGAUAACACUGGUGGUUUAGUGCCGCAUAUUCGCCUGGUAAAAGAACUGAAGGGCAACGGGGAGUGACACACAUGUUUGUCCGUUCCAUCAUUCAGUGAUUUUUUUGCUGUUCACAAGAUCAUGACGAUGAAAAUGUUGAGCCAUAAGAUGAUCAUAGAUCAUGAUCAGGAACUUUCUUCUCAUGGACAUAGUUAGAGGUCACCAGCAACAACGCCAUACACCCCACCCCAGCCACUAAUAUGCCCAAGCACCCAACGACGAAGUGGGGAUAGUAGCACUACCCCGCCUAUAUUAACAUUGACCCGCCUCAGACGAACACUACCUGCUCAUCGACUAAGA
Messenger RNA from Amoebophrya sp. A25, 1171 nucleotides. The record is from the annotation of a GenBank genome assembly. NCBI's taxonomy places the organism in Eukaryota, Dinophyceae, Syndiniales, Amoebophryaceae.